CAAUUCAUUCACAAGUACAUCUUCCCCAACGGGUAUUUGCCGAGUCCCAAGUUGCUGGUGAAAUACGCCGAAAGCAAAUUCGUCGUCGAGGACAUGCAGAACUUUGGCGUGGACUACAUGCGCACUCUGCAAGUUUGGCACAAGCGAUUCAAGGCGUGUGUGGCCAAGGGGGUCUUUGACCCGGAGAAGCAAGACGAGACCUUUGUUCGGAUGUGGGAAUUUUACCUUUUAUACUGUACAGGCGCGUUCAAGGCGAGGAUUACCCACCUUUACCAGGUCGUGUACUCGAAGAAACGACCUGAGAUUUACAUCGCUCCUCGGUGA
Messenger RNA from Notodromas monacha, 324 nucleotides. NCBI's taxonomy places the organism in Eukaryota, Metazoa, Arthropoda, Ostracoda, Podocopida, Cyprididae. The record is from the annotation of a GenBank genome assembly.